This is a messenger RNA of Symbiodinium sp. CCMP2592, 412 nucleotides long. NCBI's taxonomy places the organism in Eukaryota, Dinophyceae, Suessiales, Symbiodiniaceae. The record is from the annotation of a GenBank genome assembly.
GUGGCGGGUGAUACCCAAGAAGGGGCCACAGCCGCCUCCUUAUCCGCCGCCAGCAUCAAUGAUGCCGCCAGUGCCAGCUCCUGCGACUGGCACCUUUUGCAGUGGUGAUGGUGGUGCGAAAAAACGACUGCCUGGGACGGAGGAUGCAGAAGCUGCUGCGAAAAGGCGGAAGGCCGCCGAGGAGGCUACUACUACAGCUGCUGGGGCGGCGAAGAAAGCUGCCGAGGAGGCUACUACUACACCACCAGCUGGGGCGGCGAAGAAAGCUGCCGAUGAUGCUUCUUCCCAGACGGAGCCGGAGACAGACGAGGAGGACGAUAGGACGGUGUGCAAUGAGGAUAGUGCACCGGCCGAAGACGAUGACAACAAGACAAUCUUCGGCGAAGACGAGGAUUUGUCGGAGCUCGACCGU